Molecule: messenger RNA, 2393 nt
Organism: Epinephelus fuscoguttatus (brown-marbled grouper)
Lineage: Eukaryota; Metazoa; Chordata; Actinopteri; Perciformes; Serranidae
Product: NXPE family member 3-like
Source: RefSeq, a predicted model, not a curated record
AGCUUAGCUUAGGUUGUUAAUCCCUCCGAAGGGACACUAACAACUCAAAGUACACGUCAAAUAAAAUUUCUCCAAACACGUUUCUUGUUAUUUUAGCGUGAGAGACUUUACAAACGGCACCCCAUACUUGGCUACCCAAUCAGCGUGCGGAGCAGAAUGUACACAGGAAUAGCUGGGCGCAGCCGGGCAAGAUACUCCACAGUCUCUGCAGUCGUAGAGAAAGUAGUCACAGUGCUGUCCUGCAGUCACAGAUGAAGACUAUCAUGAAGGCCAGAGCUUGUAUAAGAAGGGAGUACAGCGCCAUCUUCCUCCUUCUGGCUGUGGCCAUCUUAAUCUUUGUGCUACGUACCAUGGAGGUUCUGGAGCAGUUUCAGCAUGAAAUGAACUCCACCAUCAUCGUCCCAAAAGUUUCCACUGAUCCUGACAUGAAUCACAGCUUCUGCACCUUCCAGCCAGUCUCCCCUGAGGACGCUCUGGAGGAACGCCUCCUACUAGACUCCAUUGCUUGGCCUGAAACUCCACUUUUGACAGCUCCUCUUUCCCUGGAGCAGACCAGUGAUCCAGCUCACAGCACCUUCACCAUUCUCCCAAGGAGGGGAGGAGGACAGUGGCAUGUAGGGGAUCAGCUGGAGGUUAUGAUAGAAAUGUCUGACUUCCACGGCCAUCCCAAGAAGUAUGGGGGGGACUUCUUACUCGCCCGGCUCCACAACCUGAUGCUUGGUGCAGGUGUAGCUGGGCAAGUGGUGGAUCAUCUCAAUGGGAGCUACUCUGCUGUAUUCUCUUUACCCUGGGAAGGAGACGGCACAGUACCUGACCUCCACGCAACACUGAAAAGACGUGUCAGCCAAGACAAAGCCUUGAACAUCUCAGGGAGAAUCUCAUCCACACCUGGCGCCUCGCCGCUGAGGAGCUUUUUGACUACCUCAGCAACCUCUGCCAGGGAUGUGGGCAAGAGUUCCCCCAAGUCUUCUGGCUCUGCCUCCUCCACGGAGGACAUGACGGCAGGGUUCAGGAGUUCCUCAAAGUGCUCCUUCCACCGCUCGACAAUGUCCCAAGUUUGGAAGAACUAUGGAGUCCCCAGCCAGCACCCCUUCCAGGACACCACCAAGAUACUCCAAGAAGGCUGGGUAGGCCGUACGGCUGUUCGAUGCAUACGCAUGAACAACAGUCAGAGACCUUCUGUUUGCGACCCGCAGUCACAUCGAGGUGACCCUCUCACUGAACAGGGAGAACCCAAAAACAGCAGCACUCAGCCGGGAGCUUGUGAGUAUCCCCGACCCCCCUGGUGCCUCUCACCCUGGGCAACUCCAGAAAAGGCAAGACUCCAGCCCCUCUCCAGGAGUUUGGUUCCAGAACCAGUGCUGCACAUGAAGGUGGGCCCAACCAUAUCUAGCUCCUUCCCCAACAGAGAAGUGACAAUCCACGUCCCCAGAGCCAGUCUGCCACACCAGGGGCCCCGCCCCUACCUGCCGUCUGGCACACAAUGCCCCCCACACCAAGUUCUCUUCCAGUGGUGGGACCACAGGACUGUGGACGGUAUGGCGUGUGGAAUUUCUGUGAUGCUGGUUCAUCCUAGUGAGGCUAUCACUGUGCUGGACAGGCUUACCAGAGAGCAGCCUGACAGGAUUUACUUAAAGAGCCUCUUCCGCUCAGGCUCACUCUCUGAAACUAUUAUCUGUAAUGUCUGCCUACGUCCAACCCAGCAGCGGCUGUGCAACUACACUGAUGUCCGUACAGGCGAGCCUUGGUUCUGCUAUAAACCAAAGAACCUGAGCUGUGACGCUAGGAUCAACCACUUCACAGGAGGAAUCAAACAAAACCUCAAGGCCAACGAGGAGAAGCUCUUUCAAAGAGAGAUGGAUUCAGCCCAGUAUGAGAAGGCACGGUUCAAACUAUGUGGGAGCCAGUGGGAGCUGAGCUCCCAUAAAGAGGGUCAAACAAAGUUGAAGGGCAGCAGUGACACGUCUGGACCCUCUGGCAAUUACUACCGAGGUGUGUGGCAAGCAAGAAAUGGCACCACAGUUCAUCAAUUCAACACCUCUGCCAUCAGUCAGUGUCUGAAAGGCAAGGUGGUCCACAUGUAUGGAGACUCCACCAUCAGGCAGUGGUUUGAAUACCUCAGAGCUCUACCAGAUCUUAAGGAGGUCAACCUGCACAGCCCGCACAAAGUUGGACCUUACAUUUCCUUGGACUAUGCAAACAACAUCUUGGUGACAUUCCGAUGCCACGGUCCUCCUCUCAGUUUUACCAUUUGACUGAAUGUUCAUCUGAUUGAUGCCUGGGAGAUGGUCCUGGCCCACCACCUGCCACACAACCUCCACCCACCAACUCCCAUUAUUAAGAACAUGGUUGAUGUUCUCUUGUCCUACAUAUGCCCUCCAAAGGGUGGCUAG